Molecule: messenger RNA, 3064 nt
Organism: Anoplophora glabripennis (Asian longhorned beetle)
Lineage: Eukaryota; Metazoa; Arthropoda; Insecta; Coleoptera; Cerambycidae
Product: transmembrane and TPR repeat-containing protein 4-like
Exons: 9
Coding region: 172-2136 (654 amino acids)
Biological process (GO): protein O-linked glycosylation via mannose; endoplasmic reticulum unfolded protein response
Cellular component (GO): endoplasmic reticulum
Molecular function (GO): protein binding; mannosyltransferase activity
Source: RefSeq, a predicted model, not a curated record
GUUAUGUGAUAAAUUGAUAAACGGUCCUAUGUAUUUUAUAUUUAUUACUUUUAGGAUAAAACAACAAAGUAUUUAACAAUAUCAGUAGCAGCAUUUAUCUGUUAUUGUAACACACUGUGGGGAUCAUUUGUAUUUGAUGAUAGUGAGGCCAUUGUAAAGAACAAAGAUGUAAUGCCAUUCACACCUUUAAGAGAAUUGUUUAAAAAUGAUUUUUGGGGAACAGAUAUAAGUCUAAACAGUAGCCACAAGUCUUACAGGCCUUUAACGAUAUUGUCUUAUAGAUGGAAUGUUCUAUAUUCAAAUAAUAAACUUGAUUCAUUUCAGUUUCAUGCCACUAAUGUGAUAUUAUAUGGAUUAUUAUGUAUAUUAACUGUUCCUGUUUAUGAAUUGUUUCUUAGGAAGUCUAAGUAUAACAGUGAUAUGCUUGAUACUGCUUACUAUGCAAGUCUAUUAUUUACUGUCCAUCCUGUUCACACAGAACCUGUAGCUGGCUUAGUUGGAAGAGCUGAUGUACUAAGUUCUGUGUUAUUUUUUGUUGUGAUAUUAUUGUAUCAAAAAUUUAGAACCGCUAAGGGCGAAUCAGUUGUUAUGUGGUACACCAUAAAAGUUAUUGUAAUAGGUUGUGCUGUAUUAUGCAAAGAAACGGCAAUUUCUGUAGUGGGUCUGCUAAUUGUAUAUGAUAUAUAUCAAGAAAAAAAGAAAAAAACGUCAUGGUGGGAAUUGUUAAAUUUCUGGCCUUUUGUUAGGUAUAUGACAAUUCUUUUGCCAGGAAUUGUAAUUAUGUAUUAUCGUUUUAAGAUAAUGAAUUUUGAAGGUCCUAUAUUUACCAGUAUAGACAAUCCAGCAGCGUAUUCAUCUAGUUUAUUUACUAGAAUAUUUACAUAUAACUAUCUUUAUAUUUUAAAUUUUCUGUUAUUAUUGUGGCCAGAAUGGUUAUGUUUUGAUUGGUCCAUGGGUUGUGUCCCGUUAAUAGAAACCAUUAGUGAUGCUCGCAUAAUUUUUGUAAUUCUGUUUUGGGGAGUAGGAAUAUACUCGAUGUUUGUUCUACUUAAGAAUAAUUAUGAAAAUGAAACUCUAGAUGCUCGAAUUAUGGGAGUUACUUUAAUUAUUCUGCCAUUUUUACCAGCGUCAAAUCUUAUCUUUACUGUAGGUUUUGUGAUAGCUGAACGUACUCUAUUAUUACCAAGUACUGGGUUUUGUCUUUUGGUUGCAAUAGGUUUGAAAAAAUUGGAGAGGUGCAGUGAAAGAAAAAACACUUGUAUGAUGUUAUAUUAUGGAUUAUUGUUUAUAUUUGCUAUUCGAACGAUUCAAAGAAACUUGAAUUGGUUAACUGAGGAAAAAUUAUUUUCAUCUGCUUUAGAAGUUUGCCCGUUAAAUGCAAAAGUACAUUAUAAUGUGGCAAAGAUAGCAGCAGAUAAAGACAAUAAACUUCUAGCUUUAAAUGAAUAUAAUAAAGCUAUUGAAUUAAAUCCAAAUUAUGAACAGGCUAUGAAUAAUUUAGCCAACUUAUUGAGAGAAGAAAAAAAAUUUAAAGAAGCAGAGGUCCUUUUAAGGAGAGCAUUAAGUAUAAGGCCAAACUUUGCUGCAGCUUGGAUGAAUCUAGGUAUAGUUUUAACAAACUUAAAUGAAUCGGAGGAAGCAGAACACUGUUACAAGAUGGCCAUAAUGCACCGAAAUAAAUAUCCUGAUUGUUAUUACAACUUAGGAAACUUGUACUUGGAUUUAAAAAGGCAUGAGGAAGCUUUAAAGGCAUGGGAGAUGGCAGUGUUGUAUCGCCCAACACAUGUAGCAGCAUGGAGCAACACAUUAGUUUUAUUGGACAGUAUGAAGAAAUAUGACGAUGUCCUUGAAUUGGGUAGAACUGCUCUUAUGCAUAACCCUAAAUCACCGGCAUUACAUUUCAGCUUGGCAAAUACUCUGGGGAAGUUGCAACAGUUUGAAAAGGCAGAAGGCCAUUUUCUAGAAGCUAUUAAUUUCAGUCCCCAAAAUGCACUUUACUACUCAAAUUUAGGUGUACUAUACCAUCGAUGGGGUAAAAAUGAUAAAGCCAAAGAAAUGUACAGAAAGGCUCUCCAAAUCGAUCCAGAUAUGAAAUCUACUGAACUGAAUCUCAAAAGACUUUCAAUUGCUCAAUAACCCCUUUUCAAAAUUAAAAGAAGGCAAUAAAACAUUUUUAAUUUAUUUAUUUAUUGUGAUUCUAUACAAAUAUAUUUAUUGACAAUUUUGUGGUCAUUUCUUUUACAAUGACUAGGUGCGAAUAACUUGAGUUGCAUAACUAGUUUUUUUAAUGUAGCUAUUAAUUUCAUAAUACUCAAGUGUUAAUAUUCACGGUUCACUUAUGAUCAUUUUGAUACGCAAGAUAUUUUCAAAAUGGUGAUAAUUUCGUAAUUAAUAAGUAUUAAAAAAUGAAACUGAACCAUUAUUUUUAUUUAACGAUUCCAAAAUGUCAAACCGAUAAGGUAAGUAUUUUCAAUAAUCAUAAAUGACCUCUAAACAUAUAUUAAACAAUUAAAUCUCACUAAAAACAAUAAUAAAUUAUCACACAAGGUGUACAUAAAUAAAAUUCAAUAAAUAAUAAAUUAAUAUCACAAUUAUCGAUGUUGCUAGUAAAACAAUACAAUUUAGGCCUGUUCUACGUUUUAACAGAAAAACUUAAAAUAAAUUCAAGAUCUCUUCAGAUCUAUUGUCAAAUGUCAAAAGCUUUAUAAAAAAAUAUUUUUGCUUAUUGACAUAAGUAAUUGAAUUCCAUUAAAUCACUGAUUUAUUUGAAUAUAGUUUCUUAUUUGGACAUGCAAUGUAACUCAAAUCAAAAUUCCCUGAUUUGAAGUUCUAGAAUUAUAAAUAAUGGACUGGGGAAUAAGUAAUCUCCGUUUUUUUCAAAUUUAAAAAUUCACAUGAAAAUUAAACGCAUUGUUAAAUUGACAUGUUAUUCGGAAGAGGAAUUAUUGCUCUAUAAAGAUUGUGUUUUUGGUUGUUUCAUUAGAUUUAUUGUCCAGACGGUAUCUGUUUCAAAAAGCCAUAGUUGGGUGAAUCGUAUAUCCACGGAGAUUUUUGGCUGUUUAGC